AUGAAUAAAAUAAAAGUUGUCAAUCCCAUCGUGGAGAUGGACGGUGAUGAACAAACAAGAGUUAUUUGGAAGCUUAUCAAAGAAAAGUUGAUAUUGCCAUAUCUAGACGUGGAUCUAAAAUACUACGAUCUUUCUAUCCAGGAGCGUGACAGGACUAAUGAUCAGGUUACAAGGGAUUCAGCUUAUGCGACCUUAAAAUAUGGUGUAGCCGUCAAAUGUGCUACUAUAACUCCGGAUGAGUCCAGAAUGAAGGAAUUUCAUUUGAAGAAAAUGUGGAAAUCUCCGAACGGAACAAUUAGAAACAUCUUAGGUGGAACAGUCUUCAGAGAACCUAUCAUUAUCCCCAAAAUACCUCGUCUGGUUUCCCACUGGGAGAAACCAAUAAUAAUAGGUCGCCAUGCUUUUGGUGACCAGUAUAGAGCUACUGACAUCAAAAUAAAAAAGGCAGGUAAAUUGAGAUUGCAGUUCAACUCAGAUGAUGGUAAAGAGAACAUCAAUAUAAAAGUUUAUGAAUUCCCUGAAAGAGGCGGAGUUGCAAUGGCAAUGUUCAACACAAACGAUUCCAUUGAAGGGUUUGCGAAGGCAUCCUUCGAAUUAGCUCUCAAGAGAAGGCUACCCUUAUUCUUUACGACCAAAAACACCAUUUUAAAAAGCUAUGACAAUCAAUUUAAAGAAAUUUUCGAUAAGUUGUUUGACGCAGAAUAUAAGGAAAAAUUUCAGGCUUUAGGCAUAACAUAUGAGCAUCGCUUAAUUGAUGAUAUGGUGGCACAGAUGUUAAAAUCCAGGGGCGGUUUCAUUGUCGCCAUGAAGAAUUAUGAUGGAGAUGUUCAAUCCGAUAUUGUAGCACAAGGAUUCGGCUCUCUUGGUUUAAUGACGUCCCUCUUGAUCACUCCAGAUGCUAAAACAUUCGAAAGUGAGGCUGCCCACGGUACGGUGACACGCCAUUUUAGACAGCAUCAAAGAGGUGAAGAGACAUCAACAAACUCAAUAGCAUCAAUAUUUGCCUGGACGAGGGCCAUCAUACAAAGAGGCAAAAUGGACGGUACAGGCGAUGUCGUGAAAUUUGGAACCUUAUUGGAGAAGGCUACUUUAGAUGCAGUACAGAAGGACGGGAAAAUGACGAAAGAUUUGGCUUUGAUGCUCGGAAAGACCAAUAGAUCAUCAUAUUUAACCACAGAAGAAUUUAUUGACGCAGUAUCCAAAAGGCUCGAAAGCACGAUCCAUAACAUUAAUGAAGGCAAAAAAAGCAUGUGCAAACUGUAA
Saccharomyces kudriavzevii IFO 1802 is the source of this 1263-nucleotide messenger RNA. It is a transcript of the gene IDP3, whose product is annotated as isocitrate dehydrogenase (NADP(+)) IDP3. Gene Ontology annotation, biological process: isocitrate metabolic process. NCBI's taxonomy places the organism in Eukaryota, Fungi, Ascomycota, Saccharomycetes, Saccharomycetales, Saccharomycetaceae. Bases 1 to 1263 code for a protein of 420 amino acids. The record is from RefSeq and is a predicted model, not a curated record. The transcript has a single exon. Gene Ontology annotation, cellular component: mitochondrion. Gene Ontology annotation, molecular function: NAD binding; magnesium ion binding; isocitrate dehydrogenase (NADP+) activity.